UUGUCAUCAUCGUUAUUAAUAAUACUGGUAAAUUGUUUCUUUUUUUUUUUUAAUUUACACAUUUAUUCAGCUUUCUUUCUUCUAACAAAUUUAAUCUGUAAAAGCGAAUGCUUACAACAGGCGUUGAAACCGAUUACAAAAAUUGAAAAAACCUAUGCAUAUUUGUUCAACAACUAUGAUAAGGUCUGUGAUCAGUUGGAAACUGCAGCAUAUCGGUCAAGAAAAUGUAACCCAAAUGAACAACGACAAUUUUACUAUAGCACAACAUUUUAUCGACUUAUUUGUACAUAUUUUGAAGAAGGUAUAUAA
Enterobius vermicularis (human pinworm) is the source of this 309-nucleotide messenger RNA. The record is from the annotation of a GenBank genome assembly. Lineage: Eukaryota; Metazoa; Nematoda; Chromadorea; Rhabditida; Oxyuridae.